Molecule: messenger RNA, 1539 nt
Organism: Dentiscutata heterogama
Lineage: Eukaryota; Fungi; Glomeromycota; Glomeromycetes; Diversisporales; Gigasporaceae
Source: the annotation of a GenBank genome assembly
AUGUCAGUAAUUCUCAAAGAUCUUAAUGAUUAUAUUGCCCCCUCACAAGCUUGUAUAAAACCUGUUGAAGUCAAAAAAACCUCGACAGACAACAAUAAUGUGAUUAAAAUCGAUAAUUCCGGUGAAUAUUAUGAAGUUUCACAGGAAGGUAUUGAGACAAAACUACAACCUGCAAGUAUAACUUUGGAGGAUUGUUUGGCUUGCAGCGAAUGCAUUACAUCGGCUGAAAGUGUUUUAAUAACAAUGCAAUCUCAAGAAGAAUUAUACAAUAUUUUGAAAAAUAAUAAACAAGCAAUAGUAGAUGAAAAAUCGGAGAAAAUUAUUGUUGUCUCUAUUGCACCUCAAUCUCGAGCCUCAAUUGCAACGAAAUAUGGUUUAAAUCCAUUAAUGGUAGCAAAACGUCUAGCUUAUUUUUUCAAGUCACUUGGUGUACACUAUGUAUUCGAUACGUCAUUUUCACAAGAUUUUUCACUACUUGAAAGUGCUCGUGAGUUUAUUGAGAGAUACCGAAAAUUUCAAGAAUUUCAAGAAAAUCACGGAACAUCCUCAGAGAAUGGAUUAAUGAAAAACAACAGAGUAAAACAUGAAAAUAUAUCUUCAGAGGAUACAACGCAACAUAAAAGAUCGUGUGAUUUGCCAAUGUUAGCUUCAUCUUGUCCAGGAUGGAUAUGUUAUGCUGAAAAAACUCAUGGUUUUGUAUUACCCUAUAUCAGUAAAACUAAAUCACCCCAACAAAUUAUGGGUUCAAUAGUUAAAGAUUAUUUUGCUAGCAAACUAGGUGUCGAACCAAAUAAUAUAUAUCAUGUUGGAGUUAUGAUGUGCUAUGAUAAGAAGUUGGAGGCAUCUAGACUCGAUUUUUUUAGUGAAGAAUAUCAAACUCGGGAUGUCGACUGCGUUUUAACGACCGGUGAAAUAGUUAAAAUGUUUGAAGAACAAAAUUUUAAUAUUAAUGAGAGUCCUGAAAUACCAUUAGACUCGUUUGUUAAAACGAGCCAAGAAGGGCAACUUUUACGGUCGUCCGGUUCGGCAUCGGGCGGCUUUCUUGAAUUUAUACUUGAAUAUUCCGCACGUGAACUAUUUGGAAUAACAGGAAUUAACGUUGAAAAAGAACAGGGUGUUGUUGUUAAGACUGGUAGGAAUAAGGACUUUAAAGAAAUCUCUCUUGAGGUUGAUGGCAAACCAUUGUUAAAAUUUGCUUCGGCAUAUGGAUUUCGAAAUAUACAAAAUCUUAUUCGAAAAAUUAAAAGUGGAAAUAGCUCUUAUCAUUAUAUCGAAGUUAUGGCCUGUCCAUCUGGUUGUAUAAAUGGUGGUGGUCAGUUGAAACCAAAUGAAUCAUUGUCAAUCAAAGAUUGGAUCAAUGAAGUAAAUAAUACAUAUAGAUCAAUUGAUUCUCUGUCUCCUGAAAAAAAUGAGACUGUGUUAAAUUUAUACAGUGAGUGGCUUGGAGGAAAAGAUAGUCCAAAAUGUAAAACAAUGCUUCGUACACAAUAUCAUGCAGUGGAUCAAACUUUAGCUAAUCCAUUGGCUACUAAAUGGUGA